This is a messenger RNA of Meloidogyne enterolobii, 656 nucleotides long. The record is from the annotation of a GenBank genome assembly. NCBI's taxonomy places the organism in Eukaryota, Metazoa, Nematoda, Chromadorea, Rhabditida, Meloidogynidae.
AAAAUGAGAAAAUCGGAAGAAUGCGGCCGAGAUUAUACAGUUCCCGUUCCCCCACCUCCAAUUGACGGCCAUCUUUAUCCAAUUAUUGAACAUCAUCCAAAUGAGGUUGCUAGAGGUCCACCACCAUAUAAUGACCAACAACAACAACAAUUUGGUUGUCAACCUAUAGGUGUACGUUAUUUUGUUCAUGGACAACAAGAUGGUGGUAGAUCUUCAGGCAACAAUUCAGGAAGGGAAUUUCAUGCCAUUCACACUACACUUCCUGCCAAUGGGGGUAAAGAAAUUUAUUCUACAUUUUCAAUUAUGCUUGUCAGUUUUUAUUGCCAAAUUAAAUUUUGUAACGAUUAAAAAAUAUUUUCUAAAGAUACAGUUUUUUACUACAUUUCUUCCUCAUCUUCACCAUCUGGUCCUAAUUGUAAAAGAAAUGAGCCAUUCCUUUUAAUUCGCCGUCGCCGUUCGAGCAUUGCUUCAAUUGUUUUAGCCUCACUUUUAGCUUCUAUUCUUUUAAUCGUCUUUGUUCGAAUGCAUACAGAGUUUGCCAGAAAACAUAUACAACAACAAGAGGAAGUCAAGAGAGAAUAUAACAAUUAUUAUGGAGGGGGUAGCAACACAAAUGAUCAUUCAGAAUUCAAAUAUCACAAUCAUCAACCUUCUUC